Nothobranchius furzeri (turquoise killifish) is the source of this 2710-nucleotide messenger RNA. The record is from RefSeq and is a predicted model, not a curated record. Lineage: Eukaryota; Metazoa; Chordata; Actinopteri; Cyprinodontiformes; Nothobranchiidae.
CCGCGCGCGCAGCAGAGCAACUGCGAGUCUAUAAUAGGAAGGAGGUAAGGUUGCGCAGCUGACGGUGCUGAUUCCGAAGAGGCACAGCUCUGCAGUCCUAUUUAAGUGAAUGGUGUCUCGAUCCUUUAAGGGCUUCUCACUCAGUAAAACCUCAUAAAAUAUCAACAAAUGACAGGAAACGGAAGGAGGAUCUUAUUUGGACAUACAUGGUUCAUUAUCAGAUCUACCAAAACAUCUAAGGCCUCCAGCACACAGACUGGCCAUGGGGAUCAAGGCUGCUCUCCCUAGAUAUGAGCUGUAUCUCUACUCGGCUGUGCUUGGCGUGGCACUGAUAUGGGCAGGCAGUUGGAUAUUUGAAGCCUCAAGUGAUAACGCAAACAGAAAGACCUUCAAAGAAAGCGUGAGACCAGGAUGGCAUUACUUCGGCAGGAAAAUGGACGUUUCAGACUUCGAGUGGGCAAUGUGGUUCUCUACAUUCCGCAACCAUAUCCUUUUUGCCCUCACAGGUCAUGUGAUCGUUGCCAAGAUAUUUUCCCUGGUAGCUCCUAAGGCUGCUGUAGAUGGAUGUAAGCACAGAUCCCUGAUCUUUGCCGUGUAUGGUGGUUUGGCCGUCCUGGUCACAAUGGGCUGGACCUUCAUGGCUCUGGUGCUGUCUCACUGCAUCAUUCUCUACAGCAUUGCUCUGGUGAAAAAAAAAUGGGUGUGUUUUGCUGCUGGUCUGAGCACGCUGGCCUCCAUCAAACUGGAGCCUUAUAACUCCUGGCAGGAGAACUUGGUGACUGGUUCGUUCAACCUGCAGGACAUUCUGUUCUAUGGAGGCUGUGGCUUCAGCAUCAUGCGCUGUAUGAGUUUUGCUUUAGAGAACUGUGACAGGAAGGAAGGGAACUACUCAUUCUCCGACCUCCUGAGAUACAACUUCUACCUCCCGUUCUUCUUCUUUGGACCUAUUAUGACUUUUGAUCGUUAUCACGUUCAGGCAAACAACACUCAGCUGACCCGAAAGGAGAGGGAGAUGUGGAACAUCACCACCAAGGCCUUGUUGCAUCUGGGGGUGAUUCUGGUGGUGGACGUUUUUUUCCACUACCUUUACAUCCUAACUAUACCCAGUGACAUGAAGCUGGUGGCCAAGCUUUCUGACUGGUGUCUGGCUGGACUAGCUUAUUCCAACCUGGUGUAUGACUGGGUAAAAGCAGCUGUAAUGUUUGGUGUCAUCAACACCGUGGCCACUCUGGACCACUUGGACCCCCCCCAGCCUCCCAAGUGUAUCACCAUGCUCUAUGUUUUCGCUGAGACGCACUUUGACAGAGGCAUCAACGACUGGCUGUGCAAGUAUGUUUAUGACUACAUUGGUGGGGAUCAUGAUAAGAUUUUUAAAGAACUUCUGGCAACAGUCUCCACUUUUGCAAUCACUACCUUGUGGCUGGGCCCAUGUGAACUGGUUUAUAUCUGGUCUUUUUUCAACUGCUUUGGCCUAAACUUUGAGCUUUGGGUGGCCAAGUUCUUCUCCCUUCCACCAUUUUCCAUCAUGGAGAAUGCCAUGGGUGAGGCCAUGUCUCGCAGGAUCAGGGGUGUGUUCAACGCUGCCAACUUCUGGGCCAUUGUCCUCUACAACGUCCUCUCCUUGAACAGUUUGGAGUUUGCCAAAAUGGUGGGCAGAAGAUUGAUUUUCAAAGGUUUCCCUCUGUCCACCCUGUCGGUGCUGCUCGUGACCUACUGCGGUGUGCAGCUUGUGAAGGAAAGGGAGCGACAACAAGCUCUGCUGGAUGAUCCGGAGCCAGUGCAGAAAGUGGACGGUGCCAAAGAAAAAGCAGAAUAAUCAAGACAAAUAGAAAAUAUAUAGGUUUUUGGACUUUAUGGUAACAUUGUUUGGUCCUCUGAACCAGAUUGUGACAUCCAGUCAGCACCAAUAAUUCGUUACUAGUUGUGUUUCUGCUUGCCAGAAAAGAGAUAUUUUGAAUUGAGACUUAACCAAAAGUGCUCUUGCUGCAGAUAAUCGCCAAAUCCUUUAGCACAAAUUCACCGAUGGCGUAUUUCUUAUUCGUACUUUAUCUGAACAAAAAGAUUAUUAAAGAGAUUACGAGUCCGUAAACAAAAGUACAGCAUAGAUUAUGCCAUUUAUUAUUAAUAUUAUGAAUGAACAGCUACUUCUUUCUUUGUGGCUGUAAACUGGUUUACUUUCAAUUCUCCUCAAAUUUGAACAUUCUUGUCUUUUAUCACCUUCAUUACUGUUGAUUUUAAUCGGAUGUCUUUAAUUGUUUUCCUUAGAUUCUUUACAGUUUGUAAUAGUAAUUCUGAAUCACAGUGAAAGGAAUAAAACUUGAAAACACUCCCCAAAUGGAGUGCAAUAAGGAAAACAAACAAGGGGUGUUGUGGGGAUCCUCCACAAAGCUUGCAGCUGAUUGUAUUGUAUAGGGGAUAGUCUACUGUAUUUAAUACGUCAAUAGAUGUUUUAUUAUGUUGAAUGUAUAGCUGAGUUACUGAUGACUGUACAGGAAGUGAUUGCCUUCCAUCCCUGCACAGUUUCCAUAUGACAUUACUGAGGCCUGUCAGCGUUUCGUCCCUUCGUCGACAGAGUCUCACUUUGCAAUGAAAGUUAAGCCUAACAGGAAGUAUGUGUUCCUCAUAUCCCGCCAUCGGGAGACCAUGAUGCCUUUUCUCAUUCAAGUGUUUUCAAAAUAAAUUGACUUGAAAUAAAGUUUUAUUUCAUUUA